Messenger RNA from Mus musculus (house mouse), 4088 nucleotides. RefSeq names its product desmoglein 1 gamma (gene Dsg1c). Gene Ontology annotation, biological process: cell adhesion; cell-cell adhesion; homophilic cell-cell adhesion. Gene Ontology annotation, cellular component: desmosome; nucleus; cytoplasm. The record is from RefSeq and is marked reviewed. Lineage: Eukaryota; Metazoa; Chordata; Mammalia; Rodentia; Muridae. The coding region runs from base 101 to 2836 and encodes 911 amino acids. The transcript has 15 exons. Gene Ontology annotation, molecular function: calcium ion binding.
ACAUCUUCUGGAAAAUUAAUUGAAUCAAACACCUGCAAGCUAGCAGAGAAGAGCAAAGAAACUGCCUUGAUCGUGGACGUAACAGAAGCCAGCUGCAGCGAUGGACUGGCACUCCUUCAGGAUAGCUGCCCUGCUGCUCACUUCCCUGGUGGUGCUUGAAGUUAACAGUGAAUUUCAAAUCCAGGUAAGAGAUCAUAACGCCAAAAAUGGUACCAUCAAGUGGCAUUCCAUCAGAAGGCAGAAACGAGAAUGGAUCAAGUUUGCUGCAGCCUGUCGCGAAGGUGAAGACAACUCAAAGAGAAACCCAAUUGCCAAAAUUCAUUCAGACUGUGCUGCAAACCAACCAGUGACAUACCGCAUCUCGGGAGUGGGAAUUGACCAGCCACCUUAUGGAAUCUUCAUUAUUAACCAAAAAACUGGUGAAAUCAAUAUAACAUCCAUUGUUGAUCGUGAAGUCACCCCCUUUUUCAUUAUCUAUUGCCGAGCACUGAAUGCACAAGGUCAAGACUUGGAGAAUCCACUGGAGCUUAGAGUUAGAGUGAUGGAUAUAAACGACAACCCUCCUGUGUUUUCAAUGACUACAUUUCUAGGACAAAUAGAAGAAAAUUCUAAUGCAAACACACUGGUAAUGAAACUCAAUGCUACCGAUGCCGAUGAGCCAAAUAACUUGAACUCAAUGAUAGCCUUCAAGAUCAUAAGACAGGAGCCUUCUGACUCACCAAUGUUCACCAUCAACAGGAAAACUGGAGAAAUCAGAACAAUGAAUAACUUUCUAGACAGAGAGCAAUAUAGCCAGUAUUCCCUUGUGGUGAGAGGCUCAGACCGGGACGGUGGAGCAGACGGCAUGUCUGCAGAGAGCGAGUGCAGCAUCACCAUCCUGGAUGUCAAUGACAACAUCCCAUACUUGGAGCAGUCAUCUUAUGACAUCACAAUUGAAGAAAACACACUUCACUCCCAACUAUUGCAGAUCAGAGUCAUUGAUUUGGAUGAAGAAUUCUCAGACAACUGGAAGGCAAUCAUUUUCUUUAUCUCUGGAAAUGAGGGAAAUUGGUUUGAAAUAGAAAUGAAUGAAAGAACAAAUGUAGGAACUCUGAAGGUUGUCAAGCCCCUAGAUUAUGAAGCCGUGAAGAAUCUACAGCUUUGUAUUGGUGUUCGAAAUGUAGCUGAAUUCCACCAGUCAAUUAUUUCUCAAUAUAGACUCACAGUAACUUUGAUCACUGUGACUGUGUUAAAUGUUGUCAAGGGCUGUGUGUUCCAGCCAGGUUCAAAGACAUUUAUAGUAGACAGUAGAAUGGAAGCAAAUCACACAGUGGGAGAGUUUUUAGCUACAGACUGUGAAACAGGUCAAGCUACAAACAAGUUCAAAAAUGUUAGAUACAGAUAUGUAAUGGGAAAUAACCCAGAGAACCUGCUGGUUGUUGACUCAGGCAUAAUAACUUUAAGAAACAGAGUUACUAUGGAACAAUACGAAAGGCUUAAUAAGAGAUAUGAAGGAACAGUGCUAUCAAUACAUGAUUCCCUUCAGAGGACCUGCACAGGGACAAUCAUCAUGGUACUUUGUGGCUUCUGGACAACUACUGAACAUCCCACAACAUCCACUGAGAAACCUGUGACUCUAUCCAUCACUCCAAACGUAGACAAUGUUCACUUCGGUCCUGCAGGCAUCGGGCUGCUCAUCAUGGGGUUCCUAGUCUUAGGAUUGGUUCCAUUCCUGCUGAUCUCCUGUGAUUGUGGAGGGGCCCCUGGUGGUGGAGCUGGAUUUGAACCUGUUCCAGAAUGUUCUGAUGGAGCAAUUCACACGUGGGCUGUAGAAGGGCCACAGCCUGGUGGGAUAACCACCAUCUGUGUGCCACAAAUGCCACCUGGUAAUGCCAAUGUUAUAGAAUAUAUUGACAACUCAGGAGUUUAUACAAAUGAAUAUUGUGGCAGAGAAAUGCAAGAUCUGGGAGGAGGAGAACGAACCACAGGAUUUGAACUAAUGGAUGGAGUUAAAACAUCAGCUGCACCUGAGAUAUGCCAAGAAUAUUCAGGAACAUUAAGAAGAAAUUCAAUGAGAGAAUGUAGAGAUGGGGGUCUCAACAUGAAUUUUAUGGAAAGUUACUUCUGCCAGAAAGCCUAUGCUUAUGCGGAUGAAGAUGAAGGACGUCCAUCCAAUGACUGUUUGCUCAUCUAUGACAUCGAAGGUGUGGGUUCCCCUGCAGGCUCCGUGGGCUGUUGCAGUUUCAUUGAAGAUCUAGAUGAGAGUUUCCUGGAUACCUUGGGGCCCAAGUUUAAGAAGUUGGCAGAUAUCAGCCUGGGAAAAGAAAUAGACUCAUACCCAGAUCCUGAUCCUUCUUGGCCUCCUCAGAGCACUGAACCAAUUUGCCCACAGCAUAUGGAGCAACUUGCUAGUGGACACCCAAGCAUAUCCCCACAUUUUGGCAAGACCACAGUAAUUUCUGAGAAUGCCUACCCCUCUGGCCCUGGAGUACAGCAUCCUAUGCUAAUUCCUGAUCCUCUGGGCUAUGGUAAUAUCACUGUGAGGGAGUCCUAUACUACCUCUGGCACUCUGAAACCCUCUGUCCACUUUCAUGAUAACCAGCAAGCUUCAAAUGUGGUGGUGACAGAGAGAGUGGUGGGCCCCAUCUCUGGUGCUGAUUUGCAUGGCAUGUUAGAGAUACCUGCCUUAAGAGAUGGAACAAAUGUUAUAGUGACAGAAAGGGUAAUAGCACCAGGCUCAAGUUUACCCAAUUCUCUAACCAUUCCUAACCCUCGAGAGACCUCAAAUGUAGUUGUGACAGAAAGAGUGAUCCAACCAACCUCUGGCAUGAUAGGCAACCUGAGCAUCCCCCCCUGAGUUAUCAAGUGCCCACAACGUGAUUGUGACAGAGAGAGUGGUUUCUGGUGCUGGUAUGAGUGGAAUUGCUGGCACCGCUGAGUUAGGUGGGGUUGGAGGCAUAGGCAGCAGUGGCAUUGUUAGCACCACCAUGGGUGUUGGUGGCACUGGGCUGAGCAUGGGAGGGACAGCCACUAUUGGCCACAUGAGGAGUGCCUCUGACCAUCACUUUAGCUAGACAGUUGGAUCUGCCUCCCCCAACAUGGCUCGAAGUCAAAUCACAAAGUAUAGUACAGUACAGUAUACCAAGUAGUCAUGAUCACAGAGUAUUGUUCACCGCCAUCUCAGUGACUUACAUCCAACUCCUCCUCAUCCUCAAUCUAACAGUCCAAUUUAUAAUGCAGAACAGGCUAUGGGAGACCUGUGGAGUAAGGAAGAGCCACAGUGAUAGUAACACAUGGAAACAUCACCAUGAGGAAGAGUGCUCCCUAGCAUUGGUAAACUUUUUUCUUAUAUUAACACUGAUGAAAUAAUGAAGGUGAACUUGAGGUAGAAUUUUAAGCUUGGGGCGAUUUUAGAUUAGAAGAAAUGAUUAAGACUUAUUGAAUCCAGCUAUUAUUUUAAUUCCAUAUUCAGGGAGAUGGUAAUUUUGCUGUCACAAUAUUUACAUGUUUUCAUUCUUCUUUCUUAGCUUCCACUUAUUCUAUGUUACUGGCUGGACUCCUCUUCCAAAUGUCUCCUAGUGACAUUACAGAGCACACAUACAGAUAAAAACAGUGAUAAAGCUUUCAUUUUAAACGUUUUCAGAGACAGUGGUUCCUAUUUACAGAUAUAAUUCUGUACCAAGAAUGCUAAAAUAGCAAUAAAUCAGGCAUCAGGCCUAAAUGUAUUGCACGCCCUCCACUCAAUGCCUGGCACUUUCUGAGAACCACAUAAAUGAGAAUAUUAGCUUUGUGGACAGUGAAGGUUCCUAGAUCCUGCAUCCCUGUCAUCUACAUUCUCACCUCAGCAACUGUAAGCCUAUGAGGUGGUCCUCAUGAACUAUCCCGUGAUUCAAUUGAAAUUCCUUAGCAACCAUUUAGGGUAAUAACUUCAUAAUCUACCCAAUCCUGCCAACUGUUAUUGUAAAAAGCAUGGAGUACAUGUAUCUCUUUGAGAAGCCCACACCCAUCCUUUCUGGAGUACCGUAUUCUUUCCCCUAAUAUCCCUGUCUGGGAACUGAUAUUCUUAAAUUUAUUUAAAAAUGUCUUUUAAUAAACUUCAGCUCUACUUC